AUUAAAAGGCAAUCGCUAAUUACUAGUUCAAUUAAGCAGCAAUAUGAAGAGUGAAAAAGUUACUUCGCCAAAAGCUAAAAGGAAACGAUUAGCCUGGACUGAGGGUGCCGAGCUGGCCAUACUGGAAUUGUGGGCAGAGCGCGUAGUAGAGCUUCGUGGAGUACGUAAAAAUAUGCAUAUUUAUGAAAAUAUAUCAGAAGAAUUAGCUAAGUUGGGUUACAUAUAUAAUGCGCGGGAGGUGCAAGUGAAAUUGGCCAAUUUUUCACAGCGUUAUCGCAUCGAGAAAGCGAAUAUGUUGGAAUCUGGGGAAACGACAUCGUCUUGGGUACAUUAUGGACGUGUUCACCAGAUAAUUGGGCGCUUCAAAGUAAACUCAAUUUACGAUUCAACACUGGAAACCAUCCAAGCGGAAUCAUCUGGUGCAUCACGCCUAUCACCGCUUGUACCGCCAUCCCCACAUGCAUCACCAAUCCCUUCUACGUCGGCAUCUCCGCGUGCAAGCACUUCUACGCCAGUAACCGUGCCCAAUAAAAAGAAGAAAGGCGUGAGUCAAUUCCAAUUGAAAGUGCUGGACAAAUUCGAGGAACUGUCAGCGGAGAUAACACAGUAUUUAAGGCAUACAGAAGAAAAUGAGAGACAGUUAAUUGAAAUAGAACGACAAAAGGCGGAGUCACUGAAAAAAUUUAUUGAAGUUAACAGGGAGUUUAAAGACGCUAUUUUAAAGUUUUUACAGAAAGAUUAG
Messenger RNA from Bactrocera latifrons, 742 nucleotides. RefSeq lists its product as uncharacterized. Gene Ontology annotation, biological process: positive regulation of DNA-templated transcription. Gene Ontology annotation, cellular component: nuclear body. The transcript has 4 exons. Lineage: Eukaryota; Metazoa; Arthropoda; Insecta; Diptera; Tephritidae. The coding region runs from base 44 to 742 and encodes 232 amino acids. The record is from RefSeq and is a predicted model, not a curated record.